Messenger RNA from Lutzomyia longipalpis, 1175 nucleotides. Its product is annotated as EARP-interacting protein homolog. The transcript has 2 exons. The record is from RefSeq and is a predicted model, not a curated record. Bases 25 to 1128 code for a protein of 367 amino acids. Gene Ontology annotation, biological process: protein ubiquitination. Gene Ontology annotation, molecular function: protein binding. Lineage: Eukaryota; Metazoa; Arthropoda; Insecta; Diptera; Psychodidae.
CACACUUUUGUGAUUCUUUUUUCCAUGGAUGAGGGAAUCUCAAUUUACGGCCUGGAAUUUCAGGCCAGGGCACUAGUGUCACAACUAGCGGAAAACAAUGAGAUUCGCUUUUUCAUUGCUACACAGAGUUUGAAACCCAACAACCAAAUUCACCUGCUGGAAGUGAAUGAGGAUGGGGAUGCUGCUCUCAAGCCCACAAUCUUUUCGCAUCCCUACGGUGAGGUGUGGAAACUCAACAGUAGUCCCCAUGAUGCAAAUCUCUUGGUGUCCUGCUGCAGCAGCCAGCAAGGGAGUCAGGUGUCAAUGCGAACAAUGCUUCUGACCCUUCCGGAUGGUGAUGCUGUUCCGGAAGAUGGGCAGGAAUUUUUGAGUUUCAAAAAUGCCGAAGAACUUCCACUGGAUGGGCAUGGUGGUGAAGUGAAGACGACGGAAUUCCAUCCCGUGGAUAGCAACAUUCUGGCAACAGUUGUUGAUGGGAAGGUGCUACUGAUGACCAGGGCUGAGAGUCAAACACGAGUCGUGGCGGAGGUGACGUCGAAGAAUUGCCCAAAAUUCACUAGUGGCAAGUGGUCGCAGCAUCAUCAGGGCAAUCAAUUUAUCACUCUCCAUGACUGCACCAUCCGUUCGUACGACAUCAGGGAUUCCAAUCACACAGCUUGGACAAUUGAGGAUGCUCAUGCUCAGCUUGUGCGCGACAUCGACUGCAAUCCCAAUAAGCAGUGCCACAUUGUCACCGGUGGCGAUGAUGGAUGCAUCAAGAUCUGGGACAGUAGGAAUACAAAAGAGGCUGUCUUUGUGCGCUCUGAUCACUCACACUGGGUCUGGAGCGUGCGUUUCAACACAUUCCAUGAUCAGCUGGUACUCUCAAGUAGCUCUGAUAGCAAAGUCCUCCUCACAUGUGCAUCCAGUGUUAGUUCAGAAGCCCAGGCUGAUGAUGCAAUCACGGAAGGUGGAAGCAAAGAACGUCUCCACGAUGGGCUCUUGCAGACUUUUGAGCAACACGAGGAUUCUGUGUAUUGCGUGGAGUGGAGCAGUGCUGAUCCCUGGACUUUUGCAUCUCUCAGUUACGAUGGGCGGGUUAUUGUAAGCAAGGUUCCGCGGCAGUAUAAGUAUCAAAUUUUGCUAUAAAAUCCUGUAUUUUAUUUCCAUGAUUACAAAAAAAAACUUGCAAAAAA